GUUGAAUUGCAUCGAAUUGCUUCAGUAUAGCUGUAUUACUUGUUUACGAAUCAUAUGCAAGAGAUUAAAGCACUUGUCUCGUCACUAAAAUGUGCCUGCAAUGUUACAGCCAUUACUCGGAAAAAGCAAAUCAUGAUCACAAAGAGUCGCUACUGCAAACACAAAGGAAGCACAGAUCCUACCACAUUGGAUUUGUCUGUAGAUACAAAAAGAAAGGCACCAGUAGUUUAUACUCAGCGUGCAAUCGUGUAUAGACUCAUGGCGGCUGCUGGCGCCAUCGAUUGCUACUGACCAAAUCUCUUUACACUCUUCGUGAGCCAAUCAUGCGUUUAAAUUCGAUACAAUGCAUAUCGGACGGCCCGACGGUUCGAACCGAGUAAUGUCUAACAACACAAUACUCAGACAUAUGCAACGUUUUAUCUUUGAUAUUGACUUUGCAGAACUUCUUUUUUGAUAUUUCGCGUCGCAAUUUACGGUGGAAGGCACCAUUUGGACCGCCAUGAGAAUCAAAAGUAGAUAUCAACGAUAGAGACCGCAUUGAUGAAUAAUACCCUGGACAACUGUUAUUCUUUUUUAGUUCACCGGGCUUGAAGCCUUUUCACCUUCCCUUCCUGCAUAAUCACUUCUGGGCGACUAAUCUUUUACAUAUAAUCUAGAGCACGCUGGAAGAGUGUGAGUGAUUUUUGUGCACGUUAGAAUGGCUAAUUUUAAUUUCAUCAAAACGAAUGAUGAAAUGAUUUUUCUCGCUCUAGACACACAUUACACGUGUGUAAUCACUUACCACUAUGGAGUGAGGCAUAGCUUGCUUACAUAAAAAGAUGGGAACAAACGCGCGGUAAACUUUACGGCACUUGAAAGCUCUUUUUGAUUUCAUUCGUAGAAUAUAGAAAGGAGCAAAAAUCGAUUCUCAUGCGCAAAUGAAGUCUGCACAAAAAGCGCACAGACCUCGCAUAGCACCACAUCGAGUCAACUAUGUCUCUAAAACCAGAUAUUUUUGAAUAACUGUACCACCUUGCCCCUUAUUGGUCAGUCAUUC
Messenger RNA from Plasmopara halstedii, 1036 nucleotides. RefSeq lists its product as uncharacterized. Bases 55 to 291 code for a protein of 78 amino acids. The record is from RefSeq and is a predicted model, not a curated record. NCBI's taxonomy places the organism in Eukaryota, Oomycota, Peronosporomycetes, Peronosporales, Peronosporaceae. The transcript has a single exon.